Messenger RNA from Amaranthus tricolor (Joseph's coat), 4872 nucleotides. Its product is annotated as cytochrome b. Gene Ontology annotation, molecular function: quinol-cytochrome-c reductase activity. Gene Ontology annotation, cellular component: membrane. The record is from RefSeq and is a predicted model, not a curated record. Gene Ontology annotation, biological process: mitochondrial electron transport, ubiquinol to cytochrome c. Bases 333 to 1514 code for a protein of 393 amino acids. NCBI's taxonomy places the organism in Eukaryota, Viridiplantae, Streptophyta, Magnoliopsida, Caryophyllales, Amaranthaceae. The transcript has a single exon.
GUAGGCUAUAGAAUCCCAAAAAAAAAAAAAAAAAGAGCUCCUUCGGCUCUAAACAGCUACUGUCUUUAUUUGGUCUAUCAGCUACUCGGCCAGCUACUGACCUAAUUGGGAGCUUUUCAGCCAAGGUCGUCGGAUUUAGAGGUCCUUUCGCAAGGUAAUUCCUAUUUGCUUACUUGGAACAAGUAAGGGUCCAGAUCAUUCCAUUGGGAAGAAAGCAGAAGUCAUCCAUACAUAUAUAGAUGAAUAGUACCAGUGGCGUAUAGGAGGAAGACGGGGAGUGACUGGGGUGGGGAAGAAGAGUUGUCACGAUAGAAAGAAUCUUGGCAAAGCAAAUGAGUAUAAGAAACCAACGAUUCUCUGUUCUUAAACAACCCAUAUUUUCCACACUUAAUCAGCAUUUGAUAGAUUAUCCAACCCCGAGUAAUAUUAGUUAUUGGUGGGGAUUCGGUUCGUUAGCUGGGAUUUGUUUAGUCAUUCAGAUAGUGACUGGUGUUUUUUUAGCUAUGCAUUAUACACCUCAUGUGGAUCUAGCUUUCAACAGCGUAGAACAUAUUAUGAGAGAUGUUGAAGGGGGCUGGUUGCUCCGUUAUAUGCAUGCUAAUGGGGCAAGUAUGUUUCUCAUUGUGGUUCACCUUCAUAUUUUUCGUGGUCUAUAUCAUGCGAGUUAUAGCAGUCCUAGGGAAUUUGUUCGGUGUCUCGGAGUUGUAAUCUUCUUAUUAAUGAUUGUGACAGCUUUUAUAGGAUACGUACUACCCUGGGGUCAGAUGAGCUUUUGGGGAGCUACAGUAAUUACAAGCUUAGCUAGCGCUAUACCUGUAGUAGGAGAUAGCAUAGUGACUUGGCUUUGGGGUGGUUUCUCCGUGGACAAUGCCACCUUAAAUCGUUUUUUUAGUCUUCAUCAUUUACUCCCUUUUAUUUUAGUAGGCGCCAGUCUUCUUCAUCUGGCCGCAUUGCAUCAAUAUGGAUCAAAUAAUCCAUUAGGUGUACAUUCAGAGAUGGAUAAAAUUGCCUUUUACCCUUAUUUUUAUGUAAAGGAUCUAGUAGGUUGGGUAGCUUUUGCUAUCUUUUUUUCCUUUUGGAUUUUUUAUGCUCCUAAUGUUUUGGGGCAUCCCGACAAUUAUAUACCUGCUAAUCCGAUGCCCACCCCGCCUCAUAUUGUGCCGGAAUGGUAUUUCUUACCCAUCUAUGCCAUUCUUCGUAGUAUACCUGACAAAGCGGGAGGUGUAGCCGCAAUAGCACUCGUUUUUAUAUGUCUCUUGGCUUUGCCUUUUUUUAAAAGUAUGUAUGUACGUAGUUCAAGUUUUCGCCCGAUUUACCAAGGACUAUUUUGGUUGCUUUUGGCGGAUUGCUUACUACUAGGUUGGAUCGGAUGUCAACCUGUGGAAGCACCCUUUGUUACUAUUGGACAAAUUUCUUCUUUUCUUUUCUUCUUGUUUUUUGCCAUAACGCCCAUUCUGGGACGAGUUGGAAGAAGAAUUCCUAAUUCUUACACGGAUGAGACUGAGAACACCUGAUCAGUGAAAAAUUCUUACACCAAGAAUUGACAAGCGGAUGAGUUUGAUAGUUGACAGCGCUAACGAGCAAGAAAACUCCUGCGCGGCUAACGCUAGCUUAGAAUAAUAUAAGCUUUAGCUUGAGCUCUGCCGUUGCUUGUUCUUUCGCGGUAGUUCGGUUGUUGCUUGUUGGCUGCUCAAGAAGUUGGACUAGUUGCUCCUCCGACCCGGAGUGGAUUCUAGGCUCGAUGAGAUGUUAGGUGGGCCUGUUGCGUAGAGAAAGACGAAGAAAUCUUCUUUCAUGUGAUCGAGUUCCUUCGGGUGUGCAUCUUUCUUUUCUCCCAUUUCUUUCUUGGUCAACAACCAAGCAACUUUCCCUUUCCCAUUUUCUAAGUCUCCCCCGGCCCCGGGGGAGCGGAGCUAUGAAAUAAAGAGAAAUACGUUAUGAAAAAGAAACUGGCCAUUUACCAAUAUGGAUCACAGUUUGAUCCAAGCGGUCCCACUCGUUAUUCACCCAGCGAUUGGAUUUAUUUUUCCGUUUCGGAGGAAUCCUCACCAUCCGAACGCAGUACUUCUAUAGGGGUCCAAAAAAUAUGCACAAGUAGUUCCACUUCUGACUCCCAUGCUGAUUCCCGUGAAGAUCUUUUUACCCAGAUUUCUUUUGAACUACAACGUCGAAUGGAUGAGAUUGGAAUGACACUUCCUGACGGUGUCGAUUUCAAUUAUUUAGAAUACCGAGGUCUUGCUAAUCUUGUCUCCGAGGCAUGUUGGCUCCGAAAUCUCUUACUUGAGCUACAUUGCCCUCUGAAGCGGGCCACCAUAGUUUAUUGUGACAAUAUCAGUGCGAUCUAUCUCUCUACCAACCCCGUGCAACAUCAACGUACCAAACAUGUUGAAUUAGACAUUCAUUUUGUGCGUGAAAAGGUCGCAUUGGGUUAAAUUCGAGUCUUACAUGUUCCUUCCCGUUAUCAGUUCGCCGAUAUCUUCACUAAAGGCCUGCCUCGACACCUUUCUCCCAAAUCUAACAAUAUUUUCUUUCUCUUCCGUAAGCUUCGCUUAAGCGACUUCAUAUCCUCCGUUUGAAGACUCCGAACCAGAGGAUUUCAACAUAGCAUUUGAAUUGAAAGUGGCAUCUCUACUAAGAAUUACUUUCUUAGAUUCAAGACUCCACAAUCUAUAACCUUUUGAUUCAGAAGAAUAACCAAUUCAAAUGCAUUUGACAGCUCUCGGAGAAAAUUUUCCAUCAUUAGAGCAUAAGCGGUACAAGCAAAAACUUUAAGAAAGGAAUAGUCAACAGUUGUACCUGACCACAACUCCUCUGGAAUUUGGAAGUUGAUGGCACUGUGUGGAGAACGGUUGACAAUAUAAGCCCCACCCCACUAGUUUAUCUGCUGUUAGUAACUUGUCCUGCAGGCCGUGGAGACAGCUUCUGUCCAUAGAUCACGGCGAUGCCACAAUCCAGCAUUAGAGAACAUGCAAGGAGCACGCUCAAGAAGAGUUCUGUUCAUACGUUCUGCUACACCAUUUUGUUGAGGCCUGCCGGGUAAUGUUUUGUGUCUAGCAAUACCGGCUUGUGCGCGGAACUCUGUAAAUUCAUCAUCACAAAACUCCAAGCCUCGAUCAGUCCUGAGCUUUUUCACUUUUCUCCCAGUCUGGUUCUCAACAAGAAUCUUCCACUUUUUUAAGAUGGACAAAGCCUCAUUUUUCUGCCUCAAGAAAGAAGUCCAGACUUUUCGAGAGAAAUCAUCAAUAAUGGUCAUCAAAUAACGUUUGCCAGAAUUUGAGGUGACCCUAGAAGGUCCCCAAAGAUCAGAGUGAACAUAAUCGAGAACACCUUUGGUGCUGUGAGUAGCAGUAGAGAAACUUACUUUCUUUUCUUUCCCAUAAACACAAUGUUCACAGAAUUAUAGCUUACCCGUGCCGGGUGAACCAAGAAGACCACGCUUGCUCAGGAGAUCCAUGCCUUUCUCACUCAUGUGGCCAAGGCGCAUAUGCCACAAGCGAGUGAGAUCAGAAUCAGAAAGUGAGGAUGAGACAGCUGCCGAUGAACCUGUCACUCUAUGUCCCUGCAAAACAUACAGACUGCCAUUUCAAAUUUCAUGAGCACCAGGGCACCUCUACUGACCUUCAAAACUCCACCUUCAGCUGAAAAUCUGUAACCAAGAGACUCAAGAGUACCCAGUGAAAUCAAAUUGCCUUUUAAGUCAGGAAUAUGACGAACCUUAGUGUUGGUCCUGACAACGCCAUCAUGAGUUUUGAUUUUAAUUGAACCCAUGCCAAUAGCCUUACAAGGAGAAUCAUUCCCCAUCAAGACAGUACCACAAUCAACAGAUUCAUAAGUGGUAAACCAGUGCCUAUGAGGACACAUGUGAUAGGUGCAACCAGAAUCAAGGACCCAUUCAUUAAGACUCUUCUUUUCAGAAGUUACAAGUAAUACCGAGUCACCUUCAGAGUCAGUUUCAAUGAAACUAGCUUCGGCAGAUUUUUGAGGUUGUUUCGAUUUUUAUUCUUUCUCCUUUUUAUUUUUCAACUUAUAACAAUCAGAAAUUUCAUGCCCUGAUUUUUGACAAUAACGACAGGUGACAUUGGUUUUACGUCCCCUAGAUUUAGAUCUGAAUUUCUUUUUAUGGGUACUUCCUCUUUCUUGUGAUCUCCCUCAACCAUUUAAGCCUUCAGCUCUAUCAUCAGAAUGCACUUCAAGAUCCAAUUUCUCUUUUUUUUGAGAGUAAAUGAGAUUGAACAUCCUCAAAAGAGAAAGUCUCAUUGUUACCAUAUAACAUGAUUUCCUUAAAGUGCUUGUAAGAGGGAGGUAAGGAGACAACCAAUAAGACAGCUUUAUCCUCAUCAUCAAUCUUGACAUCUCAAUUUUCAAGAUCAAUAAUAAUAGAAUUGAACUCAUUGAGAUGAGUUUGGAUGGAAGUACCUUCAGCCAUACGAAUAGUAAAGAAGCAUUCGUUGAGACGAAGUUUGUUGGCUAGACUUUUGGUCAUGUAGAGAGACUCCAGCUUCAACCAUAAUGCGGCUGCGCUCUCCUCAUGAAUGACCUCACGUAAGACCUCCUUGGCUAGACAUAGUUGGAUCGCUGACAAGGCUUUCUCGUCCAACUCUUGCCAUUGCUCUUCUGUCAUCGACUCCGGCUUCUUAGAUUUUCCAUCUAAAGCCCUUUUUAAUCCGUUCUGUGUAAGAACGGCCUUCAUCUGGACCUUCCAGAUACUAAAGCUUAUCUUGCCAUCCAAUUUCUCGAUGUCGAACUUGGUGACAGUCGACAUAAUGAACCUUCAGCUCGGAUACCAAUUGUUGGGGUUGUGAGUGCGCGCGGAAUCAAUAAAAGAUGUGGAGAUUGAUAAAAAGAAAUAAAGGUGUAAAUAUGACAAUAAAA